Heteronotia binoei (common prickly gecko) is the source of this 1139-nucleotide messenger RNA. RefSeq names its product beta-1,3-galactosyltransferase 5-like. The transcript has a single exon. The record is from RefSeq and is a predicted model, not a curated record. Gene Ontology annotation, molecular function: N-acetyl-beta-D-glucosaminide beta-(1,3)-galactosyltransferase activity. The coding region runs from base 33 to 947 and encodes 304 amino acids. NCBI's taxonomy places the organism in Eukaryota, Metazoa, Chordata, Lepidosauria, Squamata, Gekkonidae. Gene Ontology annotation, cellular component: membrane.
UGGCCUACAGGAGAUGGAUCUUUAUUGUCACUAUGACACUGGCACUAGCCUGUUUCAACUUACUCACUAUGUUCAAAUGCAUUGGAAUUUGCUCAGUCUGUCUGCAGGACAUGUCUAUUUUCCAACCAAACAGAGGUUUUUUGAAUAUGCCAGAUAUAGAUUGCAGAAAGGAUCCACCCUUCCUAAUAAUACUUGUAACAACUCUUCAUAACCAAAUUAAGACCCGGAUGGCUAUCCGUGAGACGUGGGGCAAGGAACGAAUAAUCACUGACAAACGUAUUAUGACAUUUUUUCUUUUAGGAAGUACUUCGUAUCCCCAUGAUGAGAUUACUGUUACGAUGGAAAGUUUCAUUUAUAAAGACAUCAUUCAAAAGGAUUUUUUGGAUACUUACUAUAAUUUAACUUUAAAGACUUUGAUGGGCCUUGAAUGGGUUCACAGAUUUUGUCCACAGUCUAGUUUUGUAAUGAAAACUGACUCUGAUAUGUUUGUCAACCCACUUUUUUUGACAGAACUUCUUUUGAAAAAAAACAGAACCACCAGGUUCUUUACAGGUGCCUUAACAAUGCAUUCUAAUCCAGUAAGGGAUCCAAAAAGUAAGUGGUAUGUGAGUAAAGAGGAGUAUCCAUGGAACAAAUACCCUAACUGUUGUUCAGGAGCUGCUUAUGUUUUCUCCACUGAUGUUGCUAGUCAUAUGUACAUAGUUUCUAAAAAGACCCCUUUUUUAAAACUAGAGGACAUAUUUGUAGGUCUGUGCCUUUUUCAGCUUAAAAUCAAACUGGAAGCACUUCAUUCAGAGCCAGUAUUUUUUGUAGGCCGAAUUGAAUUCUCUCCAUGUCGCUACAGGAGACUUGUCACAAGCCAUUUUAUCACACCUGCUGAGAUGCUUGCAUUCUGGCGUGAACUGGAGAAGUCCAUUGAUGAGGAAUGCCCAGGUACUCACUCUUAAAUUCACAAAGGAUAUUCAAGGAUCAAAAAAUACUAGUCUUGUAGGUGACAAACAGCCAAGUUCAGAGUGCUGCAUUCUUUACCCAGUCACAAAGCAGAUAUAAUUUGCAAGCAAUAUUCAGUUUUCAAUAUCCAUCAAUAUGAAUCUUCCUUUGCCAUAUAUGUAUUGUUUUGAACUUUUAACUAUGCAGUU